Closterium sp. NIES-65 is the source of this 879-nucleotide messenger RNA. The record is from the annotation of a GenBank genome assembly. NCBI's taxonomy places the organism in Eukaryota, Viridiplantae, Streptophyta, Zygnematophyceae, Desmidiales, Closteriaceae.
AUGCAGCUCCCUCCACCCGCCCGUGUUUCCACUCUGCACCUCCACCCGGCCUCCUCUCCAUCGUGCAUUCCCACCUUGCACACACCUCCUUCCCACCUUAUCCGCAUGCAUUCCCACCACGUGUAUUCCCUGGCACUGUUGGGAGUGGGUCGUCACUGGGAGGCCAUCGGGGGCUUCAAGGCCGUGCUGCUGCUCUCACCACAUCACCACAGCGCACUCGCUCACCUGGUUCGUACCGCUGUGCUGUGCUCUACCAAUCCGCCCUGUGCUUCUCCAUGCCAGUGCCAGCACUACAACCCUGACACACCCCGCCUCUCCUCUCCCCUCAGACCCAAACCCUCCCCCAUUCAUCCACAUCCCCCUCCCUCCCCACCCACUUCCCCCACCCCCCUCCCUCUCCCCUCCCUCCCCUCCCUCUCCCCUCUCUCCCCUCCCUCUCCCCUCCCUCCCCUCCCUCUCCCCUCCCUCCCCUCCCUCUCCCCUCCCUCCCCUCCCUCUCCCCUCCCUCCCCUCCCUCCCCAGACAAAGCUUCUUUGUCUGCACGCCAUGGGCCGAUGGGUUAAAACAGUGGCAUUGUACAUGGCAGCUGGUCAGCGCAAACCGCGUGCACUUUUUAACGUGAGACCAUACCCCCUUGCAAAUGCUCACUGCUCAUGCCUACUGCUGCUUGCAACGUUACACUUGCUGCAUCUUAUCCCCCCAAUUCCCCUCCUCCCCUCAUCCCCUUAUCCCCUUUUCCUGGCUUCUUCUCCCUUCUUCCUCCCAGUUCAUAACCCCAACCACCUCCUCCGCACCCACCAACCCCCCCAUCCCCACACCCCAUCUUCCCUUCAACCCCCCAACCUUUCUCCCUAUCCCUCCCCCACACCACCACUAUGA